Messenger RNA from Arabidopsis thaliana (thale cress), 1803 nucleotides. It is a transcript of the gene PGLP1, whose product is annotated as 2-phosphoglycolate phosphatase 1. The transcript is spliced from 12 exons. Gene Ontology annotation, molecular function: phosphoglycolate phosphatase activity; phosphatase activity. Lineage: Eukaryota; Viridiplantae; Streptophyta; Magnoliopsida; Brassicales; Brassicaceae. The record is from RefSeq and is marked reviewed. Gene Ontology annotation, cellular component: chloroplast. The coding region runs from base 82 to 1170 and encodes 362 amino acids.
GAAACAGAAUCAAAUUUUUUUAUUUUUUCUUUAAAAAAAAAAAAUACCAAAAGAAGCGGAAACAGAGAAAAAGAGAGAAAAAUGCUGAGUAGAUCAGUUGCUUCUGCUGUUACACCGGUCUCAUCUUCUUCUCUCUUACCAAACUCAAAGCCUAUCUUCUGUCUGAAAACCCUCUCCGGUUAUCGUUCUUCUUCUUUCUGUGGCGGCUGUAUUCGUAAAAUCAACCAUAAGCCUCUUCGAAUGACGAGUUCCAAUAUUACACCAAGAGCUAUGGCCACACAACAGCUUGAGAACGCUGAUCAGCUCAUUGAUUCUGUCGAAACUUUUAUCUUCGAUUGUGAUGGUGUGAUUUGGAAGGGAGAUAAAUUGAUAGAGGGAGUUCCUGAAACUCUUGAUAUGCUUCGUGCCAAGGGAAAGAGAUUGGUUUUUGUGACAAACAACUCAACAAAAUCUAGGAAACAGUAUGGAAAAAAGUUCGAGACUCUUGGCCUGAAUGUUAACGAGGAGGAGAUAUUUGCUUCAUCUUUUGCUGCUGCUGCAUACUUGCAGUCUAUUAAUUUCCCAAAAGAUAAGAAGGUCUAUGUGAUUGGUGAGGAAGGUAUCUUGAAAGAGCUAGAGCUUGCUGGUUUUCAAUACCUUGGAGGUCCGGAUGAUGGUAAAAGACAGAUUGAAUUGAAGCCAGGUUUUCUAAUGGAGCAUGAUCAUGAUGUUGGAGCUGUUGUGGUUGGAUUUGAUCGCUAUUUCAACUACUACAAAAUUCAGUAUGGAACACUCUGUAUCCGUGAAAACCCGGGGUGUCUUUUCAUCGCUACAAACCGAGAUGCUGUCACUCACCUUACUGAUGCUCAAGAAUGGGCAGGUGGUGGCUCUAUGGUUGGUGCUCUUGUUGGAUCCACUCAACGUGAGCCUCUUGUUGUUGGAAAACCCUCAACUUUUAUGAUGGACUAUUUAGCAGACAAAUUUGGAAUCCAAAAGUCACAGAUAUGCAUGGUUGGUGAUAGAUUGGACACUGACAUUUUAUUCGGGCAGAAUGGCGGUUGUAAGACUCUACUCGUCCUCUCGGGUGUUACUUCAAUCUCUAUGUUGGAAAGCCCUGAGAACAAGAUACAACCAGAUUUCUACACCAGCAAGAUCUCCGAUUUUCUGUCUCCGAAAGCCGCAACUGUAUAAUCUAGUAAGCCCCGCGUCAAUCACUCUGUAGAACUCAGGUGCCUUUGUGUGCAUAGCAAAUUAGGGAGCCAAUGUGUUUUUUUUUAGGAAGAGUUUACAGAAUUGAACCAAGCUCUAAUCUGUAAGGGUUUCUCUCUUCAUUGCCUUUAAAUUAUUUGUUUGUGGUCAUGUAUACAUAAAAAGACCUUGCAUAACACAUUAAAUAACGGUAACAUAAUUUAUAAACAUUCUUUCGCAAUCGAAUAAACCUUGCAACCAACCAAAAGAUCCACCAGUUCAUGCAAUAUCGAAAACACCGUUGUUAUUAACCUGAGAUUCAGAAACAACAUCCCAGCUAUUUAAAAGUUAUAAUAACAAAGUGUCAGUCAUGUAAGACCGGCCAGUCAUUUGGCUUAAGAAGAACCUUCACAAUAUCGUAGGAGACAUCCCCAAAGAGCACGUUUUCUUUGCAUCCAGAAGAGAGAACCUGAAAAUAGGCUCGGCGACUAUACAAAUAGGACCACACCAGCAGCAUUCCUCAAGACCCAAGAAGCACCAGAACUGUGCUGUUUUGACCAAGCAUAUCCAGUACUUUAGAAAAUGAUACAAAGGAGGAGACCAAAAUUUAUCUAACCUCGGUGCAAGACCCGCAUG